UAUUAUUAUACUCAAUUAUAUCAUGUCACUGAAUGCAGUAGUUAAACAGGCGGCAACAAACACAGCAAAAACAACAGGAUCGAAACUUCGACUACGCAAAGCACCUUUAGUACUAACACCAGCUGCAGUGAAACGUUUGAAACAUAUGACAAAAGGUGACGAACCUCAAUUUCUUCGUGUAGGUGUCAAAACAAAAGGAUGUUCAGGCAACUCCUAUAUGCUCGAAUUCACAAAGAAAAAAGACAAGUUCGAUGAAGUGGUUGACCAAGAUGGUGUUACGGUACUAGUGGAUUCUAAGGCUUUGCUUACUGUAUUAGGGUCAGAGAUGGAUUAUGUUGAAGAUAAACUCUCUUCUCAAUUUGUAUUCCAUAAUCCCAAUGUCAAAGGAACUUGUGGUUGUGGUGAAUCCUUUACUGUAUGAAACUAGGUGUGAUUUUUUUUUAUUAUUCUUUUCAAAUAGUUUGUACUUUAUUGUUGGUUAGAUCUCCCAUUGCCAUCUUGGAUAGUUUUAGGAUAUUAUAUCAAAAACUAUUUUUUAUUUUCAUUAGAACUACCUUUUUUUUUUUUGUAAAUACCAAAUAUAUGUUCUUGUCUUCUUACUAUCAA
Messenger RNA from Halteromyces radiatus, 606 nucleotides. RefSeq lists its product as uncharacterized. Gene Ontology annotation, cellular component: mitochondrion; cytoplasm. The record is from RefSeq and is a predicted model, not a curated record. NCBI's taxonomy places the organism in Eukaryota, Fungi, Mucoromycota, Mucoromycetes, Mucorales, Cunninghamellaceae. The transcript has 3 exons. Bases 23 to 421 code for a protein of 132 amino acids. Gene Ontology annotation, molecular function: 2 iron, 2 sulfur cluster binding. Gene Ontology annotation, biological process: iron-sulfur cluster assembly.